CAAGUAAACUUCAUCUCAAUUUGAUGGACAUUUGAUUUGAUUCACACAGAUAUAGAAGUGUAAUCUUUUGAGAACAUGGAGUGCGAAAGUAAAGCGAUGGAGGAAGAGAAUAUAGUCAGCGUUGUCAGGAGCAUAGGAAGAAGUUUGAGCAGGGCAGCUGGGAGUUUGGGAAUAGAAGAUGUGUUCUCCAUCAGUAGUGGUUGCAGCCAUCACUCUAUGGAAGAUGAAGAGGCAUUAAGAUGGGCUGCUUUGGAGAAACUCUCUACCUACGAUCGGUUACGAACCACCAUCUUCAAGCACUAUGUUCAUGUGGAUCAGCAAGAAAUACCAACAGAUAAGAUGUUACUAGAUGUACGAGAGCUAGAUCCAAAUGCUCAACAACAAUUCAUCGACCAAAUCUUGAAGGUUACGGUAGAUGAUAACGGAAAGUUUUUGAAAAAGUUCAGAGAUCGUGUUGAUAAGGUUGGCAUCUCUCUUCCAACUAUAGAAGUUCGAUUCCAAAAUUUGACCAUAGAAGCAGAUUGCCACAUUGGUGAUAGGGCACUUCCAUCACUACCAAAUGCAGCCCGAAACAUCGUGGAAUCUCUUCUGGAUUUUAUUGGGAUCCACUUGUAUAAGAAAACAAAACUUGCCAUUCUUAAAGAUGUGUCUGGAAUAAUUAAACCAUCACGAAUGACACUUCUGUUGGGUCCACCAUCUUCUGGGAAGACAACACUUUUGAUGGCUAUGUCCGGAAAGCACGACUCAAGCUUAAAGGUUGAAGGAGAGAUUACUUACAACGGACAUAAACUCUGUGAAUUUAUACCUCAAAGAACAUCAUCAUACAUCAGCCAGAAUGAUGUUCAUGUUGGAGAAAUGACUGUCAAGGAAACUUUAGAUUUUUCGGCAAGGUGCCAAGGAGUUGGGUCCAGAUUAGAUUUGCUGGCGGAGAUCGCAAGAAGAGAGAAGCAAGCAAGGAUUUUCCCAGAUGCUGACGUCGACCUUUUCAUGAAGGCAACGGCCAUAGAAGGAGAUGCAAUCAAUUUGAUUACUUACUACACUCUUAGAAUACUAGGCCUGGAUGUUUGUGGUGACACCAUUGUUGGCAAUGCUAUGAGACGUGGAAUCUCCGGAGGACAAAAGAAGCGAGUAACUACAGGAGAAAUGCUUGUUGGGCCAGCAAAAACUCUUUUCAUGGACGAGAUAUCUACAGGUCUAGACAGCUCAACUACCUUUCAGAUAGUGAAAUGUUUGCAGCAAGUUGUACAUCUCACCGAGUCAACAAUCACGAUGUCUCUACUACAGCCUGAUACAGAGACCUUUGAUCUAUUUGACGACGUGAUACUGCUAUCCGAAGGUCAGAUUGUGUAUCAAGGACCAAGAGAAAAUGCACUUGAAUUCUUUGAGAGUUGCGGUUUCAUGUGUCCUGAGAGAAAAGGCAUUGCUGACUUCUUACAAGAGGUUACAUCUAGAAAAGAUCAAGAGCAAUAUUGGGCAGAUAGAUGCAAAUCAUACAGGUACAUACCAGUAAGUGAAUUUGUUCAGCGAUUCAAGAGUUUCCAUGUGGGCGAGAAGCUAAAGUAUGAGUUGAAAAUCCCUUAUAACAAGAACCAAAGUCACGACGCAGCAGUAGUCUUCAAGAAAUACUUAGUGACCAAAAGGGAGAUGCUCAAGGCCUCGUGGAAUAAGGAGUUGCUACUUUUAAGGAGAAACGCUUCUGUUUACAUUUUUAAAAGUGUACAGUUCAUCAUUUUAGCUUUUAUUGGGGUGACUUUAUUUAUUAGGACUAAAAUGCACACAAGGAGUGAAGAUGAUGGCUCAAUCUAUAACAAGACACUUCUAUUAAGCUUGAUCAUAAACAUGUAUAUUGGUCGAGCUGAAAUCGCCUUCACCGUAGCAAGGGUUCCUGUAAUUUUCAAGCAAAGAGAUCUUUUGUUCCACCCAAUGUGGGUUUACACACUUCCGACAUUCUUGCUUCGUUUACCAAUAUGUUUGCUAGAUAGUAUUUCUUGGGUGGCUAUACUAUAUUACGGUGUUGGUCUUGCCCCUGAAGCUAGCAGGUUCUUUAAGCACUUCCUGUUGAUUUUUUUGAUCCAAAAUGUGGGAGGGGGACUUUUUAGGCUUAUAGCUGGAGUGUGUAGGAAAAUGAACAUUGCAAACACAUUUGGAACCCUUGCACUUCUACUAAUAUUUCUGUUGGGGGGUUUCAUCCUUCCUAAUGCUCAAAUUCCUUACUGGUUGGGGUGGCUUACGUGGACAUUACCAUUGUCUUAUGGUUUUAAAUCUUUGGCGAUAAAUGAGUUUUUUGCUGCUAGGUGGAUGAACAAAAUUAGUUCAGAUAAUGUAACUAGCUUGGGGAUAACAAUACUAGAAAACAUGGAUGUUCCAACCCAAGAAACAUGGUAUUGGAUUGGUGUUGCCUCUCUUCUAGGAUUCGCAGUUCUCUUCAACGUCCUCUUCACUUUUGCUCUAAUGUAUUUAGAUCAGCCGGAAAAAAGACAAAAGGUUAUCUACAAAGAAACUGAUACAUGGAUACAAGCUCAACAGGAUACCAACCAACAACAAAGACUCAGAAUAACUGAAGUGGAUGGAAGUAAUCCAAGUGGAUCCGACUCUAAUAACUCCAAUGGUGUUGCUCAUAAAAAAGGAAUAUUCUUUCCAUUUACUUCAGUCGCCAUGUCAUUUGAGAGCCUGAACUAUUUUGUUGAUAUGCCCCAAGAAAUGAGAGAACAAGGGGUGACAGAAAGUAGAUUGCAGUUACUUCAUGAAGUAACAGGUUCCUUUAGGCCUGGAGUCCUAACUGCAUUGAUGGGAGUCAGUGGUGCUGGUAAAACAACAUUAUUGGAUGUUUUAGCAGGAAGAAAGACAGGUGGUUGUAGUGAAGGAGAUAUAAGGAUAUCAGGAUUUCCAAAGAAACAAGAAACUUUUGCAAGAAUUUCUGGAUACUGUGAGCAAACUGACAUCCACUCGCCUCAUGUCACUGUUCAUGAAUCUUUAAUUUACUCGGCUUUCCUUCGGCUCCCAAAAGAAGUUGAAAAUGAAAAAAAGAUGCUUUUUGUAAGUGAAGUGUUAGAGCUAGUUGAACUAGAAAACAUCAAGGAUGCAAUAGUGGGGCUACCAGGAGUUACUGGUUUGUCAACAGAACAAAGGAAAAGACUUACAAUCGCUGUAGAGCUUGUUGCUAAUCCUUCAAUCAUUUUCAUGGAUGAACCAACUUCUGGGCUUGAUGCAAGAGCAGCAGCCAUUGUUAUCCGAGCUGUGAGAAACAUUGUGGACACAGGGAGAACUGUAGUUUGCACAAUUCAUCAGCCUAGCAUCGAUAUUUUUGAAUCUUUUGAUGAGUUAUUGCUGAUGAAAAGGGGAGGGCAAGUGAUCUAUGCAGGACCAAUAGGCAAUAAUUCUCAAAAAAUCAUAGAAUAUUUUGAGGAAAUUCAUGGGAUACCAAAGAUUCCUGAAAAAUACAAUCCAGCAACAUGGAUAUUGGAAGUCACCUCAUGUGCUAUAGAGAUCCGGCUUGGUAUCGAUUUUGCUGAGCACUACAAAUCAUCACCCUUGUAUCAUAGGAACAAGGCCCUAGUGAUGGAGUUAUGCACACCACCUGUUGGAGCAACAGAUCUUUGCUUUGAAACACAAUAUUCUCAAUCUUCAUGGGGACAAUUCAAGUCUUGUUUAUGGAAGACGUGGUUGAGUUACUGGAGAAAUCCUGAUUAUAAUCUUGUUCGCAUUAUCUUCACCUUAGCUGCUGCGCUAAUUGUUGGAACGAUAUUUUGGAAGAUUGGCGGAAAAAGAGAGAGCAACAUCAAUGUGAAUGCAAUCAUCGGGGCCAUGUAUAGUUCUGUGCUAUAUGUAGGUAUGAACAAUGCUCAGACGGUGCAGCCGGUAGUUGCCACAGAAAGAACAGUCUUUUAUCGAGAAAGAGCAGCUAGAAUGUACUCAUCAUUCCCAUAUGCCAUGGCACAGGUAUUAGUAGAGAUCCCAUACGUAUUUUUUCAAACAACAUAUUACGCUUUGAUAGUGUAUGCCAUGGUGUCAUUCGAAUGGAAAGCAGACAAAUUCUUUUGGUUCUUCUUUGUCAUCUUCUUUUCAUUUUUGUACUUCACAUACUACGGAAUGAUGUUUGUUUCCAUCUCACCAAACGAACAAGUGGCAGCCAUAUUUGCGGCUUCAUUCUAUGCAGUUUUCAGUAUCUUCUCAGGUUUUUUCAUCCCUAGACCGAGAAUUCCUAAGUGGUGGGUGUGGUACUACUGGAUUUGCCCAAUGGCUUGGACCGUGUAUGGAUUCAUGGUAUCACAAUAUCAUGAUGUUGAGAACAAGAUCAUGGUUCCUGGAAUGUCACAUGACCCGCCUAUGAAUUCAUAUAUUGAAGAUCAUUAUGGUUAUAGACCAGAUUUCAUGGGUCUAGUUGCUGUAGUUCUAAUUGCGUUUUGCUUAUUAUUUGCAUUCGUCUAUGCUAUAUGCUUAAGGUUGCUCAACUUCCAAAUACGAUAAACUGGUUCAUUGUUAAAGACUAACUUAAAUCAUAAGUGUAUGUUGGAUGAGGUACACGUUGGAAGAUUUAGUUGGGUCAAUGUUGUGCGGGUCUUUAGAUAGUAAUUCCUAAAUAAAUGAAGUU
This is a messenger RNA of Helianthus annuus (common sunflower), 4591 nucleotides long. RefSeq names its product ABC transporter G family member 29. Gene Ontology annotation, molecular function: ABC-type transporter activity; ATP hydrolysis activity; ATP binding. The transcript has 19 exons. The record is from RefSeq and is a predicted model, not a curated record. The coding region runs from base 76 to 4467 and encodes 1463 amino acids. Lineage: Eukaryota; Viridiplantae; Streptophyta; Magnoliopsida; Asterales; Asteraceae. Gene Ontology annotation, cellular component: membrane.